Messenger RNA from Diachasmimorpha longicaudata, 2108 nucleotides. Its product is annotated as putative transferase CAF17 homolog, mitochondrial. Gene Ontology annotation, biological process: iron-sulfur cluster assembly. The coding region runs from base 404 to 1717 and encodes 437 amino acids. NCBI's taxonomy places the organism in Eukaryota, Metazoa, Arthropoda, Insecta, Hymenoptera, Braconidae. Gene Ontology annotation, cellular component: mitochondrial matrix. The record is from RefSeq and is a predicted model, not a curated record. The transcript has 3 exons. Gene Ontology annotation, molecular function: protein binding.
AGCGGAGAGAGUGGGCACUACAGUCGAAAAGGAAUUUAUUACUGGUGACUUCUGUGUACCACAGGCGGAACCCUCAUGUCCACAGGGUAUUUGUCAAUGGCGAUCUUUGGAUAUGUCAGUGAUUUGUUUUUUUUUUAUUGGGUUCAGAUUUGCGAGAGGUUAGGAUGACGGGUUUUGCCGGUUGUUUUCGAAUGUUUUGAGCGAUUUUGGAGCAGCCAAAAUUGGAUUUGUGGAAAAAAUUUGGUAUUCUUGGGUUGUGCAGUGAUAUCGAUUUUUCAGGCCUUGGUGGGAAAUAUUUAAUUUUUUUGUGAAGGUUCAUCAAACAAUUGUUACCAACCCUGUCGAGGACAAUUCCAAGUGAAAGACUGAUUUUAAGAAACUCCAAGGCCGAAGUAAUUUCAAAAUGAAGCGACCGUCUAACCUUCUGAUUCGUGCCCUCACAACGUCUCGUCGAUACUUCCACCAUCAAACCACAAGAACUGUGUCAACAAAUCCACCUCUACCCCCUCGCCGCCUCCUGGAGCACCUCCGAACGCGUUCUCUCGUUUCCCUAAAGGGCCCAGACACCUCAGACUUCCUCCAGGGUCUGAUCACCAACGACAUGCGCCAUUUCACCGAAGGUGUUCCCAACAUGUACUCCCUCUUCUUGAAUACAAAAGGCCGAGUCCUCUACGACACGAUAAUUUACAAAUCCCCAGUGGAGGAGGUUUACCUGCUGGAGGUCGAUGCCUCCAUCACGACGGACCUGCAGCGGCACCUGAAAAUGUACAAAAUCAGGAAGAAGGUUGAAAUAACGUCCCUGGGGGAGUCGAUGAAAGUGUGGGCAGCUUUUGUAACAGAUUUCGAUCCUGAGAACAUGAAGAAUCUCGAGAAAUCGAAGCUCGAGGGGAGAAUUUUGCCCUGUGGUCCAUUGAAGGGUGGUCAGGGUGAAGUAAUGGACAAUGUGAUGAUGUUUAAGGACCCGAGGAUACCCUCUCUAGGGAUGAGGGUCCUCGGGGAUGAGAGUGUCUCUGGGGAGGAGAUCGCAAGAAGACUGGGGCUUGAACGAAAUGGCGAACGAGAACUCGUAAAACGAAGAGUCCUUGAGAAAUUAGGAAUCGAAGACGGUGGAGACAUCUCCGAGGACGAAAUUCUGGAGAAACUAGGACUUAAGGGAGUUAAAGACGACGAGAACGUCCUGAAUCAAGAGAUUUUCAAGACAUUGGGACUCGAUUUGAAGAUUAGGGACGACGAAACCAUCUCCAAGCAGGAGAUUUUGAAAAAACUGGGGUUUGGGGAUGAAGAAAUGAAUUACAGAGAAUUCAGAUAUCGUCUGGGGAUAGGAGAAGGGAUGCAGGAUCUUCCUCCUGGGAAAGCCUUCCCCCUGGAGGUGAAUUGCGAUUAUCUGCAUGGGGUGAGCUUUCACAAGGGCUGUUACAUUGGGCAAGAGCUCACUGCGAGGACUCACCACACUGGAGUCGUCAGGAAGAGACUUAUGCCUUUAGUUUUUGAGGGUACUCCUGCGGGGAGGAUUGAGGUUGACGAGAAUAUUCUCGACGGAGGGGGAAAGGCUGUGGGCAAGCUGAAGGGGAUACAGGGGAAGUUCGGACUAGGGUUGAUGAGAAUUGCUGAGGCUGUUGGGGGUGGGGAGCUGAGGGUCGGGGGAAUCGGGGUCAAGGUGGUGAAACCCUGCUGGUGGCCCGUGGACAGUCCUAAGGAGAAGAUGAGUGUUAAUUGAUGUGGUGGGGCGGUGGAGUUACCAAGAAAUAUGUUCUCGUCACAGAAAUUUUAUUGAUUUGAUUGAAUAUUCAAUAAUUUGCAGUAAUUUAUUUAAUUCAGUGCAGUACAAUUAAUUUGAGUGAUUAUGAAAAUGACGGCGACUCUCAUAAUGAAUUAAAAAUUGAAUGCUUAAUUUUUAAUUCAAUUGAUAGUUCAAAUGAUAAGGGAAAUCGUCAAGAUAACUUCAGGAUAUCUGUUGACACGUCAAAUCACCAGCAUCGACAAAUCGUAUUCCAGAACAAAGCGAAAGACGAAGAAAACUGUUCAUAUGUAGAAAAUUGUAUUUAAUUAAUUCAUAAGAAAAACAACAAUGAGUACAGCAAAUACCAAUAAUGAAUUGUAUAAUAAAA